CCUGGCUGGGCCGUACGUUCGUUCGAUAAGAAUGUCAUACAGAUGGCAUCACAACUUUCCGAAAAUAGCAAGAGAAGCUGGUUUUACAAUACGUGAGCUUUCCGCGGGACAUUGCAUCGAUUGGCGUUUCAUUGCUUCCAUCGAUCCUUACGGUAUUGUGAGUGAGCAGGAUUAUGAAAAACUGGAUGAGUUCAUUCCACACAUUUCGGAAGUGCCUAUCGGGAACGUGUUAAACAAUCGGAUCCUUGAUCCUGCGAUCGGAAAGUACUUCAUUCUUGCACAGUUUAGUAUUCAGUAUCUGUUGUUUUGCAAGCAGUUUCUAGAUGAGACAGUGCUGGAAAUUAGAAAAACCAUACAAGGCUUACAGGAGGAAAAUGUGCGACUCGAAAAAAUGAACAAAAAACAUAACGAAGAAGUAACAUUGCUACAAAGAAAAUUGCACCGUAACGAAACUAUGGAACAUCAACACGCGCAGUCAGUGGCAAGCGUAAUUUAUCCAUGUUCAAGAUGUACAAAAAAUUUCAUCAGUCCGGAACUGUUGAAUGCGCACGUAGUACGAAAGCAUGCAAAUAUUGUACGACCACCAGACGCUACGUUCGAUCGUAAGCCGUCCACUACGGAUACCAACCUGAUUAAUACCAUUAAACUUGAGCUGGAGGUGAAACAACUUAAGGAACGACUCAAUGCUGCUGAAAAGGACCUUCAAAAUCAUCGCACGAAACAUCAUCGGUGUCGCGUUUGCUCUGAGGACAGUAGCAGUGCAAUGGAGAAACCUCCAACCAAAGUACUUCACAGCAUUGGAAUACAAAGUAACCUUACGGAUGACAAGGAUUUAAACGACAAAGAAGCACAAACGCAAACAAACAUGCUAAUUACGUUGGAAUCCGACCCAUUACACGAUAGCAAACCACCAGAACGGAUGCCUCCCUCAGCAGACCUUAUUUCAAAAUCCGAUUUGCAAACGUUUUUGGAGGAACAAAAGGAGCUCUUUGAAAUCUGGAAAGCUGGUGAAAGAAAAAUUUUCAACCAGGAACUUGCAAUCGUGAAACAGGACCUAGUAGAUGUAAUUCAAAGCAUGGAAAAGUCAGAAAGAAAUACUCCCAUACCGGUCACGGAAGAGAGCGUUUGGAAGGAUCGGUAUCAAGAGUUGGAAAAGAUGUACGAAAAAAGUCAAAAGCAAGCCCAACAAACGAUCGCGUCAUUCGAAGGAGUGUAUGCACAAAAGAUGGAAGAGAUGGAGAAACUGCUACUCGAUUCACGUGCCUUAGAACACGAUACCGAUCAGCACCAUACCCGCGGGACUCAUUUUAACCAUAGUGUUCCACACCAUCCGACCAUUUUGAAAGUGGUUACUCUUCCAACGGUUGCCAUAGAAGGUGAAUCGGUGGCAGAACGCACCAUGGAGGUAGUGGAAAACGACCAUAGUAGCAAUGUGAACUCUUCCGAAUCAGAACAAGUCGAAAGUGGCAAAGAAAUACGUCCAACAGUUCAACAGGUUACAAAACUAACUCAGCACACCCCACGUGUCGUAGUUGCUACACCAGAAUCGGACACCACUAAAGUUUCCAUACCAAUAUCGCUAUCUUCCCAAAAGGCUUUACUAAUUUCGCCCAAAAAACAAAUUUUGAGUCAGUUCCGUGCACGCCUGAAAGCUAUUGGAGUUGAUCCCCGGUCGAAGCAGCUGUUUGGUGAGCAUUUGAAUGCUGCCUACAAAGCAUUAGCAGACCGACGAGAAGUUCAAAAGCAAAAGUACAACCAUUUCUUCGUCACCCGUAAUCAAUUGCUAUCGAAGGUGGAUCAAUUAGCGCGAGGUAAAGUAGAAGAAACUCCCCAAACGAAGGUAACCGUCAGUAAAAUGGCCGUAGAUCAACCGAUCCUGGUGAGGAAAGGAAUGCAUCCUUCUACCUCCAAAGUGCCCCUAAAUCAACCUCGUCGAAAAUUAUCCUCCUCCGCACUGGAAUUACUUCCCUCGAAGCAAAAGCUACUCCUUCCAGACAUGGGCACAGUUCAGUCAACCGAUUCGAAUGUGUCAUCCAAAGGGAAAAUUUCCUUUGUGCCUGGAGCCCAGGCGGGAUCAUUGUACAAGCCAACGAUAAAAAUUAUCGAUGACGAUAUCAUCACCGUUCAUGCGGACGUGUUGCAUUUUCCGGGUCAGGAAGAAACCAUCGUUGUACCCAACCAGUCCAAACGUGCUUCUAUUUCUAGCUACGAUCAGCAAGUAGAACGGUUACUGCAUACUCCGAUUAAAACCAUUCAUCCGGCCAUAUCUACGACCAAAAAGCUGGGGUCCGUUUUGGAUAAAGAAAAUCCACCGGACGACAUCAGUGGGUUUGUUGAAAGCGUGUCAACAAUGCAAACGAAACCAGUCCCUAAAAAGCGUGUACUGUUUAACUUAGAUAGCGCAGAUAAUGUUCAAUCUGCUGGAGCAAUUUCCCCCAGCAUACAGCAACAAACAGCAGAAGAAUAUUUACGAUCACAACAAAGCUAUCAGUCCCAGAAAGCAAAGGUAGACGAUGAAUCCGAUUGGAAUAUUAGCAGUUUCGAUGAAGACAAAUAA
Molecule: messenger RNA, 2557 nt
Organism: Anopheles maculipalpis
Lineage: Eukaryota; Metazoa; Arthropoda; Insecta; Diptera; Culicidae
Gene: DZIP1
Product: cilium assembly protein DZIP1L
Exons: 2
Coding region: 32-2557 (841 amino acids)
Biological process (GO): cilium assembly
Cellular component (GO): cytoplasm; ciliary basal body
Source: RefSeq, a predicted model, not a curated record